AUGGCAUUUUACAUCAAAGGUCCAAACUUUGCAGCACUGAAGAUAGGUGGUUUUAAGUUAACUCCUCAAGAUCAGAAACUCACAUUCGUCCAAGAAACCGUUGUUACAGAGUGUAACGAUUUUUCUGGAUAUGAGUUUGGGUUUUCAUUUGUUGAUUAUCAAAACAUUUUAUCAUUCGCCCAUCCUCAAGAUACAUAUGUUGAUGUUAUGGGUUUAGUUGUCGCACUUGCUGAGAUACAACGAGAUCAUCCAGAUAAAUCAAAACACAAGCUCAACAUCAACAUCCAAGAUGCAAAAGGCUUGCAACUUCGUGUCUAUUUGUGGGGUGAUUAUGCGUACAAGAUGCAAGAGUAUAUACAUAACAAUUCACAUAAUCGUCGUAUCGUGAUUAUUCUUCAAUUUGGUCAGAUUAACGUUUUUAGAGAUCGUCCAAGUGUAAACACAUACUUUACCUCUUCCAAGUUGUUCAUUAACUCUGACAUAGAUGAAAUUAUUCAUUUCAACAAAAGUUUGGAUGGAGAUGAUGGUCCAGAUUCAUCUACAAAUACAUUUUCAGUUAUUCCAUCCAAUCAACUUUCUGAAUAUGAUGAUUUCAUGGUAAAAAAUAAGUUGAAUGCUAUCGCUGAGGUUUGGGAACCCGUUGAGGAUGCAAUUUCUGGAACGGACGAUAACAUUACUCCUUCCACUCUCGACAAAAACGAGACAACAAGCCCGAUGAAGAGUUUAACCACAACAUCGAUCUUAAAGAGAAAUCUGGAAGAAGUUUUUGAUUUAGAGUCGAAUGAUCACUUAUCAUCAUCAAAAACUCCAAAAAUAUCUCCAGAUGGUCCAGGAAAACAGUUGUUGAAGGUAAAGUUGGAGAAAAAUGAUUGA
Molecule: messenger RNA, 873 nt
Organism: Lactuca virosa
Lineage: Eukaryota; Viridiplantae; Streptophyta; Magnoliopsida; Asterales; Asteraceae
Source: the annotation of a GenBank genome assembly